UUUAGAUUUUAAAUUUAAUAUUAUUAAUUAAGUUAAGCAAGGAUUUUCAUAUCGUGACAUGUUAUUAUCCUAGCGCAGACAUGGGACUUGAGUUCUACAUCGGUUAAAUGGAGAGUUGACGUGGGGCUUAUAUAACCCCGGAUUCUCUCAACUUAAUUGUUAGCUUUUGAGUGUGAUUCUCCUAAGUUGUAUCAAUGGUAUUUGUGCCCAUCAUGUCAUGGAGGCGUUUGAGCAUCUGACCUGAAAAGGGCUAUCUAGGAAGAGCUACCUGCACAAGUAAAUUGAAAGCUAUCUAGAGUGUGAUGACUUUUGGGAUGUUGUUCUUCUAAGAUUGUAUGAUGACAUUUAUGGAACUUAUGGCAAUUGCUUCAUUACCAAAAAUAAAGAUGACUUUUGGGAUGUGGUUCUUCUAAGAUUGUAUGAUGACAUUUAUGGGAUUAAUGGCAAUUGGUUCAUUACCAAAAAUAAAGAGACUCUGCAAUAAGGUGGAUUACAAUUCGCAAGUUAGAAAGUGUCAUCAAAACCUUAUCCUUUAUAGAAAGAUAAUAAUGGAUUACGGAUGAACAUGUUUUCCCAAAAUCUGCUUCCUCAAUAUAAUGUCCCUAUCAAUUAUCAUACACUUCAAAUUGUUUCUUUUUUAAAAAAAGUGUGUUCAAUAGUUUAAAAUAUGAUGCUCCGAAAUCUGCAAUCCAAUUUCUGUUUUUCGCUCCUGCUUGAUACUAUCCAGUGUUUACUGGUGAUAGUCUUUUGUACAAACAAUUACAGCAGAGGUGACUUCCCUCCUGGCUUUGUUUUUGGUGCUGGAACUUCGGCCUAUCAAUUUGAAGGGGCAGCAUUUGAAGAUGGAUGGACCCCUAGCAUUUGGGACAAUUUUGCUCAUGCUGGUCAUUAUGGUGGAGCCAAUGGAGACAUAGCAUGUGAUCUGUAACACAAAUACAAGGAUGAUGUCCAACUCAUGGUUGACACAGGCUUAGAAGCCUACAGGUUUUCUAUCUCAUGGUCUAGACUUAUUCCUGGUGGAAGAGGACCUAUAAACCCAAAGGGUUUACAAUUUUACAACAAUUACAUUGAUGCACUUAUCAGCCACGGUAUUCAACCACAUGUCACUCUAUUUCAGAAUGAUCUACCACAGGCACUUGAAGAUGAAUAUGGGGGGUGGUUAAGUCGAAAGAUUGUGAAGGACUUCACCGUGUAUGCAGAGGUAUGCUUCAAGGAAUUUGGUGACAGAGUGAUGCACUGGACAACCAUUAAUGAGGGCAAUAUGUAUGCUAUUGGAGGUUAUGAUAAUAGCUUCACCCCUCCAGGACGCUGUUCCCCGCCUUUUGGAGUUAAUUGUUCUAUUGGAAAUUCAUCUGCCGACCCUUAUAUGGUUGUUCAUAACACGUUGCUUGCACAUUCAUCUGCAAUGAAAUUAUACCAGAGAAAUUACAAGUCCACUCAACGUGGUUUCGUGGGAUUUAGUAUAUAUGGUUUGUGGUGCGUUCCAUAUACAAAUGCAACGGCUGAUGUAAUUGCAGCACAUAAAGCCAAUGAAUUUUAUACUGGUUGGAUUAUGAAUCCUUUCGUAUUCGGAGACUAUCCCUCUAUAAUGAAGAAAGCUGAUGGGACAAGAAUUCCAACCUUCACCAAAUAUGAAGCUAAGCUAGUCAAGGGAUCAGUUGACUUCAUAGGCCUAAACCAUUAUACUACUGUCUAUGUUAAGGACAAGCCUUCCAACAUUGAAAAGUAUAGCAGGGACUUUGGUGCUGAUGUAGAAGCAGAGUUUUCAUUUGAGGCAUUUGUAGCAGAUCAGGAACGGAUCGGAUACAAGAGGGUAUUUCGCCUGGUCCUUAGAUGGUUUGGAGUUACUUGGGGGCUAUGUAUCGAGCUAUGGAUUCUACUACGUAGAUUUGGAUAAUAAAGAAUUAACAAGGUAUCCGAAACUUUCUGCAUUUUGGUAUGCCAACUUCUUAAAGGGAAAAAACUUGACGAACAUUGCAAUUUUCCAAGUAGGGAACAUUAGGACAAGCUAAUUCCUGUAUACAAAUCCUAGUUUUGUUGCUAAACUCAGUUUUCUCUAAAAUGAAGGUGUUACAUAAUCCAGACCGCAAUUUUGAAAUUAUACUGGAUAUGUUGUUGUAAGAUGUUACGUUACUCUUUCAAAUAAUACGAUGUUACCUCCACAAAACUCUAGUGGAAAGAAAAUAAAUUUCCUGUUCAUGAAACCCCAC
Messenger RNA from Capsicum annuum, 2210 nucleotides. Its product is annotated as beta-glucosidase 11-like. The transcript is spliced from 11 exons. Lineage: Eukaryota; Viridiplantae; Streptophyta; Magnoliopsida; Solanales; Solanaceae. The record is from RefSeq and is a predicted model, not a curated record. Bases 956 to 1897 code for a protein of 313 amino acids. Gene Ontology annotation, molecular function: beta-glucosidase activity. Gene Ontology annotation, biological process: carbohydrate metabolic process.